CCCACUACUACUGUUGCGCUCAUCAUCAACAUAUUCUCCACGAACAUUUUUUUUUUACUUGUUACGUUGAUUUUGUGGCAUUAAAUCGGAAAAAUAACGAUAACCCUAGGCCGUGCGAACAUGUGCUAAGCGUAAUUACAGUGGUAGAAUAACAAAUAAACCAACAUUCCAGCCGAAAAAAGCAAACGUGUGUGCGUGUGCGGUGUGUGUUGAAAUUUUUUGUCGCGUUGUAAAAAAUUUUGCACUGGUAGCGGACGCAGAAGCGGUCGCAAAGGGCAGUAGCUGAGUAGUGAGCGAGAGCGAGAGUGCAACAAAAUAGCGGCCGGCUGGUGUGUCCGUGUGCGUGGGAGUGAGGAAGUGUGUGCGAAUGCUCGUGUGUGUGUGUGUGUGUGAAAGAUCUGCAAAGAAAAACAACCGUUAGUACGUUUGGCGGUCUGCGCCGACCAGCAACAAAAAGAAAACACGAAAAGCGCGUAGGCCGGCAAAAAGAAUACAAAAAAAAGAAAGAAAGAAAAAAAAGACAAAAGCAAAAGCAGCAAAAGUAAAGUUGCAGCGGAAGAGCGGAGCAGCAGGAAAGCUGAUUCAACGUUUCUCGCCUCCACAAUGAACUCCGAGCAUGGAUUCAAUCCUGCCUUCAAUAUGGCCACCAUACGGCAAGCUUUCACAGAGGCGGUGGAGAGAGUCAGAAUGCCAACGCCCACACGCCUGCGCGAUCUCAUCCGACAGAUACGCGCCGCGAGAACCGCUGCCGAGGAGCGGGCGGUGGUCAACAAAGAGUGCGCCUACAUACGUAGCACGUUCCGCGAGGAGGACUCUGUCUGGCGCUGUCGCAACAUUGCCAAGCUGCUGUACAUACACAUGCUCGGUUAUCCGGCUCACUUUGGCCAACUGGAGUGCCUUAAGCUGACGGCCAGCACGCGUUUCACAGAUAAACGGAUUGGCUAUUUGGGCGCCAUGCUGCUGUUGGACGAGCGGCAGGAUGUCCACCUACUCAUCACCAACUGUUUGAAGAAUGAUUUGAACAGCUCGACGCAGUUCGUUGUGGGCCUGGCUCUGUGCACUUUGGGUGCAAUUGCCUCGCCGGAGAUGGCCCGGGAUUUGGCCAGCGAGGUGGAGCGUCUGAUGAAGUCACCGAACACGUAUAUACGCAAGAAGGCGACACUGUGUGCCUUCCGUGUCAUUCGUCGAGUGCCGGAGCUAAUGGAGAUCUUUCUGCCGGCCACGCGUUCCCUGCUCAGCGAGAAGAAUCACGGCAUUUUGAUAACAGGCGUUACGCUGAUUACGGAGAUGUGCGAGAACAGCUCGGACACACUGAUGCAUUUCAAGAAGGAUAGCGGAAAUCGAGAGAUUGUGCCGAACCUCGUGCGCAUAUUGAAGAACCUGAUUCUGGGUGGCUACUCACCGGAGCAUGAUGUUAGCGGGGUGAGCGAUCCUUUCCUGCAGGUGAAAAUCCUGCGACUACUUCGUAUACUUGGCCAUAAUGAUCCGGAUGCCUCGGAGGCAAUGAAUGAUAUCCUGGCUCAAGUGGCCACCAAUACGGAGACGAGUAAGAAUGUGGGCAAUACGAUCCUCUAUGAGACAGUGCUCUCCAUCAUGGAUAUACGCUCUGAGGGUGGCUUGCGCGUUCUGGCCGUGAAUAUUUUGGGGCGAUUUCUGCUCAAUUCGGACAAGAACAUCCGGUAUGUGGCACUGAACACGCUGCUCCGGACAGUGCAUGCGGACACAUCGGCGGUGCAGAGGCAUCGCACCACCAUAUUGGAGUGCCUGAAGGAUCCGGAUGUCUCCAUUCGACGCCGAGCUAUGGAGCUGUCAUUUGCAUUGAUUAAUGCACAAAAUAUACGUACAAUGACCAAGGAGCUCUUGCUGUUCCUCGAAAAGGCGGAUGCCGAGUUUAAGGCGCAAUGCAGCUCGGGCAUGAUCCUGGCCGCCGAGCGAUACUCGCCAAACACACGCUGGCAUUUGGAUACGCAGCUAAGUGUGUUGAUUGCCGCCGGUAACUAUGUACGCGACGACGUCGUCUCCUCCACCAUUCAGCUGGUGUCCAGCAGUCCCGUCCCGGAGCAGACGUAUAUCACGAAUCGAUUUUGGGAGUCGCUGCAGGUGAGCAAUCACUGUGAGGAUAAACAGCCGCUGCUGCAGGUUGCCGUCUGGGCCAUAGGCGAGUACGGUGAUCUCUUUAUGUACGGCGCCAAUGAGGAUGAGUUUGAAAGGCCCACGGAGAGCGAUCUGAUCGCUGUGUAUCAUAAGUUUUUAACCUCUGCUCAAGUCUCGACCACAAGCAAGCAAUAUGCACUGGUCUCUUUAGCCAAGCUAAGCACGCGUCUGCAGCAGUGCGUGGAGGAAAUCCAGGCACUGAUCACAUCCUUUGGCAGCCAUUUGAAUGUGGAUCUGCAGCAGCGCGGCGUGGAGUUUACGCAGCUCUUUGGUCACUAUAAGCACCUGCGACCGCCGCUUUUGGAGAAGAUGCCGGCGAUGCAGAUAAGCAGGAUUAGCUCGCAGAAUGGCGAAAGCGGCGGCGGCUCCUUUGACGACAACAGUCCGGAUGUUAUCGAAAAUGGCGUAGAGGGAGCAGGCAAUGGCGGUGGCGGACACUCACUUAUCGAAAGCAAUAUGAACACUCUGGGUGACAAUACGAACAUUUUGCUGGAUCUGCUGGGCAGCACGGAUCUGUCGGCGGGUGGCGGCGGUGACUUGGUUGCGGCCACGGAUCUAUCGAAUGCCGUUCAUAAAAAGAAUUCGCGCAAUGCCAACGAUGGUUUGGCGUCGGCGGCUCCCGUUUCCCAUAACCAGGAUCUGUUGGAUCUGCUUGAUUUGGAUAUGUCGUCGACGACGAAUGCGGGACCACCAACGGGUGGAGGUGGCGGUGGAAUUCUGUCAUUGUCCAUUGGCGAUAACAACCAGAGUAGUGCGGCAGCGGCGUCGUCCAACAUGAACAACAUCUUGGGUGGCCUGGAUCUAGGUGGAUUUGGUUCCGGUCUGGUUGAUGGUUCGGCGUCCAGUAUACCAACAAAUGGCAAUGAUUUGGCCAGCAUGCUGGGCGGAUUGAGCGUCGGCGGUGGAAUGUCAGCGGCAUCGGUGCCCCUAGCUGCUGCUGCUGCCGGUAACCUUAUCGAUAGCGGCAAUCUGCUGGCCGAUCUAAAUCCCAACAAUGCCGCUCUAGUGCCUCCGAGGGGUCCUAAGCUAACAGCGCUGGAUAAGGAUGGACUGCUGGUGCAGCUGGAGCCGGUGUGGGGCAACGAUGGCAUGCGUAUCUAUGUGACAACCACGAAUAGCUCAGAUAAUACCCUGGAGCAGUACUUGCUGAAGGCGGCCGUACAGAAGAGUUUCCAGCUGCAGAUGGUGACCCCAUCCGGCUCAUUGCUGCCACCAGGCGGCGUUAUUACUCAGGAGAUGCGCGUUGUGGCCUCGUCGAAUGCGACUCUACGCAUGCGAUUGCGCAUCCAGUAUAUGCUCGAUGGCCAGCAGCAGGUGGUGCAAACAGAAGUUAGCGGCUUCCCAGAUCAGCUGCCAGCGAGCGCGGAGUAGGGAAACUUUCAACUGUAUUAAAGCAAAAAUCCAGAUUAGCCUAAUAUAUAAUGCAAAAUUCAACACAACAGCAGCAGCAGAAGCAACACUAACACACACACACACACACACACUG
Molecule: messenger RNA, 3640 nt
Organism: Drosophila serrata
Lineage: Eukaryota; Metazoa; Arthropoda; Insecta; Diptera; Drosophilidae
Gene: AP-1gamma
Product: adaptor protein complex 1, gamma subunit
Biological process (GO): intracellular protein transport; vesicle-mediated transport
Cellular component (GO): membrane coat; AP-1 adaptor complex; Golgi apparatus
Source: RefSeq, a predicted model, not a curated record